AUGAUUGAUAGCUUUGAAAGUCCUUCUAGAGAGAAUGGGUUAAAUGCCUCAGGUUCCUACUGCCGGAAUUCAAAGAUACAAGAUACAAGUCGUUUUCAAGAACUUCAAAAUAAAGUUCGGGAGGGAAGUGUUGAAUCCAAGCAAUACUACGAUAUUCGCAUUGACUUUGCUAAAAAGAUUGAUACGUCUGUUUCUUUUGUAUCGACAACUUCCAAACGGCUGAAAAUUGGUCGAACUCUAUUCUUCGAUGAUUCGGAUGAAAGCGAGGAGAUGGCAGUUGAGGAGGAACAGGUUCAAGUUCAAUCAACUCCUCCAAACAAAUUGACAUCCAAAUCGAAGUUGGAAAAUUUGAACAAGUCCAAUCUUGCUAACAUUGUUUCUUACGAAGUGGAGAGAGCUGUUGAAUUUGGCGAGUAUGGCAUUCGUCCUCCUAGAUCUUCAAAUUUUUUCGCUGAUCCAGAAAACAAACCGAACCCAACUGAAACCGACCCAAUUUAUACUUUGUCAUCUUUUAGUGGUUCAGGCUUUCUUCAAACUUACGCAUCUAUUGAGCAAAUUUUUAAAUCGGAUUCCACCACAAUCUAUCGAGCACGACACCGAUAUGAGAGCUUGUUUUACGCUAUCAAGCGCGUUGGUUACGAUGUGAAGCUUGAUGAAAAAUACCUUCCAAGUAUUAAGAUGGCUUCUAAUGAAUUACAAGUGCUUGAUAUUUUGGAGCAUGAUAAUAUUGUCUUCUUCUAUACUUCCUGGUCUGAAAUGGGUUUCACUUUCUUGAAAUUGGAAUAUUGUGUCGGUGGUAGUCUUGAUGAUUACCUCUUACGCAAAAAUAGGCUGCUUAAACCUUGCACUGCUGCUUCAAUCAUUGAGCAAAUUGGAUGUUCUUUGGAUUAUAUGUUUUCGCAACAUCGAUUUAUUCAUGGAAAUAUUUGCGCAAGGUCGAUUCUUAUUCAAAUCCCUCAUCGAGAUAUUAGAUCUCUUCAAAACUCGGCUAAUCUUCUUAUCGAUGCGGGAACACGAUGCCAUAAUAGACUUGCUCGUGACAUUGUUAAAGAUGUCACAUUUAAGUUAUCAAGCUUCGGAUCGGCUAAAAAGGCUUCUCAAGACAUUCCAGAGUUAGAAGCUCGUAAACCUGAUAUUAUUGGUCUUGCCAAAUUCAUCAUCUCUAAUGCUGAUUUUAGAUCUGGCGGUCUCGUGAAUUUCGUGAGGCCUAAUAAUCUGCCGUUAUUUCAGGUAUUAGACGUCAAACUGAAAGAGCGUGGUUUCACUGCAAACGCUGUUAUGGACUAUUUGCAUCAAUACGCUAGUCAUCCAGAAAAGUUUGUUGAGCCCGAAGCAAUGGAUACAUCGUGA
Messenger RNA from Rodentolepis nana, 1350 nucleotides. Lineage: Eukaryota; Metazoa; Platyhelminthes; Cestoda; Cyclophyllidea; Hymenolepididae. The record is from the annotation of a GenBank genome assembly.